CGCUCCCGGGCAUCCACAAGGGAGCUCAGCCGCCUCGCCUGCCCUCCCCGCCGCCUCCACCUCCUCCUCUUCCACCUCCUCCGGCUGAGGCGGGCGAAGGCUCGUCCGGGGACAUAAAUAAAUAAAUAAUUCCAUUCACCCGGUGACAGCGAGGCGAACCGGCGGCGGCCGGCGGGGGACGGAUCGCUGCAGCGCCCACCCUGUGCCGGAGACCAGUUGACCCUUGAACAACAGGGAUUUGAACUGCGCUGGUCCACUUCUACAGGGAUUUUUUUCAAUAAAUACAUACUAGAGCACUACACAAUCUGUGGUUGGUUGAAUCUGUGGAUACGGAACCUCAGAUACAGAGGAACUGCGGGUACGGAGGGCCGACUAUAAGCCUUGGAACUUCCACAGUAAGCAGAUUGACUGCCAGUCUGAAAUUCCUUCCGUUUUAUACUACAAUGACAAAGUUCUCCAGUCAAACCAGGAGUCACUCUUAAGAUGUGAUGCUUUCCUGUGAAACCUUAGACACAGGAAUCUUGGAAACCAAAGGACUCUAGGACUCUGUGCCAAUAGAGCUGCUUUAUAAUCCAGAGUCUGCUCUACCUCUCUUCGUUUGUAUUGCCUUCAAAUAUCACACUUCAAGCAAUAGUGACAAGGUUUAACAAUAUCACACAUAAUCCAAAGAAAUCUGUUCAAGAGAGCAUCUGUCAACAGGUUACUUGAAUUCCAAAUAGAGGAGUGGAAAUGCCACCCCCAGCAGGCUCCCCACCGCCGCAUCCACCUCCUGAUGGAGGAUGGGGCUGGGUAGUGGUUGGAGCAGCUUUUAUCUCCAUUGGAUUUUCAUAUGCAUUUCCCAAAGCUGUCACAGUUUUCUUCAAAGAAAUUCAGCUAAUAUUCAACACUACCUACAGUGAAAUAGCAUGGAUAUCAUCCACUAUGCUAGCUGUUAUGUACGCAGGAGGUCCCAUAAGUAGUGUUUUGGUGAAUAAAUACGGUAGCCGGCCAGUGGUGAUGGUAGGAGGUUUGUUAUGCUGUUUGGGAAUGGUCACAGCCUCUUUUAGUACCAGCGUAAUAGAGCUUUACAUCACCAUGGGAUUCAUUUGUGGUUUAGGUCUAGCCUUCAACCUGCAACCCGCCUUAACAAUCCUUGGCAAGUACUUCUAUAAGAAACGGCCUAUGGCGAGUGGCCUCGCAAUGGCAGGAAGUCCUGUUUUCCUAAGUACACUGGCUCCUUUCAAUCAGUACCUCUUUAAUACUUAUGGCUGGAAAGGAAGCUUCUUGAUUUUGGGAGGUUUACUGUUGAACUCCUGUGUGGCUGGGUCCCUUAUGAGACCUGUUGGACCCAAACUAACUACUAAGAAGUCUAAACAAAAGGCUGGUGAAAAAGUGACUGAUCCAGGCAUGAAGAAAAGACAUAGGAAGAAAUCAAUAUGCGCAAAAAUUGAUAAGUAUUUAGAUUUCUCUCUUUUUAAGCACAGGGGAUUUCUGAUAUACUUAUCUGGAAAUGUCAUUAUGUUUCUGGGGUUCUUUGCCCCCAUUAUAUUCUUGGCUCCAUAUGCUAAAGACAAAGGAAUUGAUGAAUAUUCUGCAGCUUUCUUGCUGUCUGUUAUGGCUUUUGUUGAUAUGUUUGCCAGACCUACUGUAGGAUUCAUUGCAAACUCCAAAUUAAUCCGACCCCGAAUCCAGUACUUCUUCAGUUUUGCGAUUUUGUUCAAUGGAGUGUGUCAUCUCCUGUGCCCGUUGGCUGAGGACUACACAAGCCUGGUGGUGUAUGCUGUAUUUUUUGGCCUUGGAUUUGGGAGCGUUAGCAGUAUCCUCUUUGAAAGUCUCAUGGACCUUGUUGGCGCUCAAAGAUUUUCCAGUGCUGUGGGUCUCGUCACAGUUGUGGAGUGUUGCCCCGUCCUUCUUGGUCCUCCUCUUGCUGGUAAACUGGUGGAUGAAACUGGACAAUAUAAAUACAUGUAUGUGGCCUGUGGAGCUAUUGUAGUCCUAGCCAGCGUGUGGCUGCUCAUUGGCAAUGCUAUCAACUACAGACUGCUCGCAAAGGAAAAGCUGAAAGAGACAACGAAGACAACACAUACACCUGAGUCCCAAGAAUCUGAAUCCUUGAAGCCAUCUAAAAGUCCUGAUGUUAGUGUCAAAAGUCAAACGGCAAAAGGAUCAGGGGUUAAUCCCUCAGAAAGAGAAACUAAUAUCUAACAAGAAUCACAUCUCUCAUUUCAGUGUUUAUGACUUUCUUACGAGUAUUUUUUUUCCAACAUAUUAGAAGGUUUUUAGUUGAAAUGAGGAGUCAUAAGUAAGUAUGGAAAAGAGAUUUUCCUUAAUGGCAAAAUUUAAAAAAGUUUGUUUUGUAAAAUUUAUUUGGGCAGUUAAAAUUUGAGAUUAUGCAUAUAAAGAAUUCAUGCAAUGGGCUUAUGUCCAUACAUGACUCUGGCUGCGGUGGUUAAAAUGAUUUUAAAGUCUUCCAGUGACUUCCAUCUUGGUUAUAGAGAUCUGAAUCCCAAACCACUGGAUUAAGUAGUUAGAAGGAGUAUGUUUAAUCCUGUUAAGACUAUCCUCUCCACAUUUCAUUUUUUAUUUGAUAUUAAAGGGUGAAAUGGAAUUGAAGGAAAUGAAUUUUACCCGAACAUACACACACUGACACUCACACACUACUUUACAGUGUGGAUUUUAAAGAUAAGAACAUGGGUGAAAAUGAGGGUGGCCUUAAUUUGAAAAUACAACUAACUGCUGCAAAAAAAAAGCAUAUGCAUAUAUGAAAUAAAUUUGAAAAAACUCCAUUUUAAACUAUUAUUUCUGAGCAUUGUCUGAUUUGAUUCAUGCAUGCACGUGAUUUCUUUGAGGAGGACCACAAGUACCUGGUGCUAGUGAAUAGAACCCUCAAAUAAUUUUCAGAAUUUACUAAUAUGUAAAUCAAAUUAAAAGCCUAAAUGACUCCUAGCAAUGAGCUGUCUAUUGAUUUUAAAAGGAUUUUAGUUAGUAAUCCAGAAAGUAAUCAGGGACUUCUUUUAACCAAACUCAAUUCAGACUCACUGUUAUACUGAGACAUCGAAGUGGAAUCAACCGGAAUCCUGGUUGACAGGCUUACACAUAGGCAAAAUUUUAAUUUUUCCCAACAUACAGUGGUGAUCAGAGAGUUACUGUUAUCAGUAAUCCAUCUGAGUAAAGCUAAGAGUGGGAGGUGCUUAUAGUGAGCCCUCCAAGCUCUCUCAUUUCCCUCUCCUCCAUGACAAGCAAAAGCAAAAAACAGAAAUCCAAACAGGCUUUUUACUCAGCCACUGAAAAUAUCUCAUAUUAUAGGAAAGGUAGCACUUGAAAAUUCCGCCCUCUACCGAUAAGCUUUCCUGCUGCCUGCGAGCAUAACUAAACCAGGAGACUUAAAAACGGCUUCUAGAACUGGAGGUUGUGUAUGAUUUGAUAUAUACUUGGAAAGUGUAGAUUUAGUUUAUAACUUGAGAGAAAGAAGCCUGCAACAUGCCAACCCAGGUUAAUUUAGCAGUUUCUCAUUUUCAUAACUAUAUGAAAACAUUUGGGACUGAAUCACUCUUGAAUACAGAGGCAUAUGAUAGAUCUGUGCAUUCAGAACUAUAAAUACCAUUUUGAGUAAGUACUUUUAAACAAGAAAGAAUUUAUACGUUAGAUAUAAAGUUAUAAAUAUUCACCUUUAUAAAUCUGAAGUUUAAAUUAAGGUCAUGAUUAAUAAAAAGAAUUUAGUUCUUGA
Messenger RNA from Orcinus orca (killer whale), 3706 nucleotides. It is a transcript of the gene SLC16A7, whose product is annotated as solute carrier family 16 member 7. Bases 730 to 2184 code for a protein of 484 amino acids. Lineage: Eukaryota; Metazoa; Chordata; Mammalia; Artiodactyla; Delphinidae. Gene Ontology annotation, molecular function: monocarboxylic acid transmembrane transporter activity. Gene Ontology annotation, cellular component: membrane. Gene Ontology annotation, biological process: transmembrane transport; monocarboxylic acid transport. The transcript has 9 exons. The record is from RefSeq and is a predicted model, not a curated record.